Rotaria sp. Silwood1 is the source of this 1665-nucleotide messenger RNA. The record is from the annotation of a GenBank genome assembly. NCBI's taxonomy places the organism in Eukaryota, Metazoa, Rotifera, Eurotatoria, Philodinida, Philodinidae.
AUGCUUGCAUCAUUCCGAAAACAGGACAAAAAGGAUGAAGAAUCAGGAACAAGUGGAAAUCCAUAUAAGAAUCUUGAAAAAGCAUCUGUUCUUCAAGAAGCUCGUACAUUUAAUGAAACUCCUGUAAAUGCACGAAAAUGUAUUCAAAUAUUAACAAAAAUUAUUUAUAUGAUUAAUCAAGGUGAACAAUUAGGUCAAACAGAAGCGACAGAAACAUUUUUUGCUAUGACAAAAUUAUUUCAAUCCAAAGAUAUGAUGCUUCGUCGUAUGAUUUAUUUAUCAAUAAAAGAAAUGUCAACAGUUGCAAGUGAUGUUAUAAUUGUAACAUCAAGUUUAACUCGUGAUAUGACUGGAAAAGAAGAUUCUCAUCGUGGACCAGCUAUACGAGCCUUAUGUAAAAUUACUGAUGCAUCAAUGAUGCAAAGUGUUGAACGAUAUAUGAAACAAGCAAUUGUUGAUAAAUUACCAUCAGUUGCAUCGGCUGCAUUAACAUCAUCAGUUCAUUUAAUGCGUCAAGGUCCUGAAGUAGUUAAACGAUGGGUUAAUGAAGUUCAAGAAGCUGUUAAUAAUGAUAAUAUAAUGGUACAAUAUCAUGCUCUUGGUCUUUUAUAUCAAAUACGUCGAACAGAUAAACAUGCUAUUAGAAAAUUAAUUGUUAAAUUUUCUAAAGCUGGUCUUCGAAGUCCAUAUGCAUAUUGUUUUCUGAUUCGUAUUGCAUCUAAUCUUAUAAAUGAAGAAGGCGAAGGAACGGAUAGUCCAAUGUAUGAUUUUAUUGAUUCAUGUUUACGUCAUAAAAAUGAAAUGGUUAUUUAUGAAGCUGCAUCAACAAUUGUAUCACUUAAAUGUGUUACACCAAAAGAACUUAGUUCAGCUGUUAAUGUUCUUCAAUUAUUUAUUUCAUCACCUAAACCUGUUUUACGUUAUGCAGCCGUUCGAACACUUAAUAAAGUUGCUAUUCAAUAUCCAGCAGCAGUAACAGCUUGUAAUGUUGAUCUUGAAACAUUAAUUACUGAUUCAAAUCGUUCAAUUGCAACAUUAGCUAUAACAACUCUUCUUAAAACAGGUAAUGAAGCAGGUGUUGAUCGAUUAAUGAAACAAAUCUCAUCAUUUUUAUCUGAAAUAUCAGAUCAAUUUAAAACAGUUGUUGUGGAUGCAAUUAAAUCAUUAUGUCAAAAAUUUCCACGUAAACAUACUGUAUUAAUGACAUUUCUUGCAAAUAUGUUACGUGAAGAAGGAGGUUAUGAAUAUAAAAAGGCAAUUGUUAAUACAAUUAUUUCAAUUGUUGAAGAAAAUCCUGAAGCAAAAGAAGCCGGUUUGGCUCAUUUAUGUGAAUUUAUCGAAGAUUGUGAACAUACAUCAUUAGCUACUCGUAUUCUUCAUUUAUUGGGUCGUGAAGGACCACGUACAACAACACCAGCUAAAUAUAUUCGUUAUAUUUAUAAUCGUGUUAUUCUUGAAAACGCACCUGUUCGAGCUGCUGCCGUAAGUGCAUUAGCUAAAUUUGGUGCAGCAUCAGAAGAUUUAUUACCAAAUAUUUUGGUACUUUUACAACGAACAACACUUGAUCAAGAUGAUGAAGUUCGUGAUCGUGCUACUUUUUAUUAUCAAUUAUUAAAACAUAAUGAUAAAGCUCUCAAUUCAGCUUAUAUUCUCAAUUGUAAGUAA